This is a messenger RNA of Silurus meridionalis, 1668 nucleotides long. RefSeq names its product exonuclease 5 (gene exo5). Bases 162 to 1328 code for a protein of 388 amino acids. Gene Ontology annotation, biological process: interstrand cross-link repair. Gene Ontology annotation, molecular function: single-stranded DNA 5'-3' DNA exonuclease activity. Lineage: Eukaryota; Metazoa; Chordata; Actinopteri; Siluriformes; Siluridae. The transcript has 6 exons. The record is from RefSeq and is a predicted model, not a curated record. Gene Ontology annotation, cellular component: nucleus.
CUUCAUUCUGUGGGCGUGUGGAAGACUAUGUCUGGGCAAGAACCUCGAAAAAAAGCCGAAAUAGGUGGAAGAGAUGUUUCCGCGAAAACAUUUAAAGAUUGUACUAUAGGACAUUACAUGGACAUUAAUGGAGUAAUAUCUCACUGGGAGAAUUUCCACUGAUGCCCGGCGUGGGUGAGAUCAUGGAGCAUGAAGAGGACUGGGGCAGCAUCAGCGACUCUGAUCUCCUGGAUAUUCAGUCAGAGCAUUUCUGCACGGAAGUAUUUUCUCAGCCAUCCUGCUCGAGUGCCACUGGAGACACACAUAAUAACAGUCCCAGUGCUCUCACAGCAUCACUGCACACCAUGGUGGAGAAGUUCAAGCAGAGUCCUGUUAAAAGAAAUGAGGAGACGGGUGUGAAGAGGAAGAGAGAUGCUGACGACGACCGUAUCCCUCCUUUGCGUUUUGGGAAGCGUUACCUCGGUGUCAGUCUGCUGUCUGAGCAGACCUGGUGUGAGAAGAAAGUAGUAUAUGGCAUCCUGAAACCCCAAAUCAGGAAAAGAGAAAAGCAAAGAAUUGAGGUGCAGACUGGUACUAGCAUUCAUCUAGCAAGAGAGUUGGAGGUCCAUGACGUUGUACCGAUUUCAAUUCAAUCUCAUGAGGAUGCUGUGUCUAUUAGUCUGAUCAACAUGUUAAGCAUGAUUCCAUGUUUUGAGACGGGGCUGUGUGUGCGUGAGUUUCCAGUGUUUGGUAUAGUAGAAGGAGUGUAUCUCAAGGGUGUCAUUGAUGAGCUGAGUUAUAACCAGAAGGGGGAGCUGGUGUUGAAGGAGCUGAAGACUCGCAGGCAAAACUCUCUGCCUGGUGCUUCCCAGGCUCACAGCCAUCAUUUUCAGGUGGGCUUGUACAAGCUUCUGUUUGAUGCACUGGUAAGGGGGGAAGUGAAGAAAGAGCAGAUUCUGGAGCAUCUGAAACUAAGAGUCUCACUGGCUCUUGGAACUGAGGUCAUAGCUCGCGCUGCAAAAUGUGGGAUCAAUAUUACCACGUUUGGUGAACUGCUUGAUGCCUUCUUUCUCACAAUGUCCUGUUCUGAUCUGCCAUGUGUCGACGUGCUUCAGCUGGAGUACUGUCACCAGGCCUCUACCAGCAUCAUUGACAAUGUGUUGGUGCCGUUUGACGAGUCCCAGCUGAGGGCAGAGCUACAACGAAACCUGGAAUACUGGAGAGGACAGAGAGAGCCAAAGGGGGUGGAUAUAGAAGAGGCUUGGAAAUGUACAUGGUGCACCUUUGUGGAGAUCUGUGACUGGAAGAAAAACAGAUCUCAGGUCCCUGAGAGUUUUCACAUGAACUAACAAAGUUAUUAAGCAACGUCCAUGACCAAUUAUCAUAACAAUGUCUUUUAUAUAUUUAUUUUUAUAUAUUAUUUUGAAAUGUGUUUCUAGUAAGCAUAAGAUGUUAAUCCUAUUUACUGGAAUUUUAAAAAAGUAUUGAAUGUAGAAACAAACAUAAUGUAGCAUUUAUUUAUUUAUUUUACAAUGAUUGUUUAAAACAUAGUGAUAAGAGAAUUAAUCUAUUAAACUGUCUAAGGGCCUUUUAAUCAAUUUUAAUUAUGUAUGUUUAAUUUAAUCUUGAUAUGAGUAAUAAUGACAAAUAAAGACAGUCUUAUAACAAACACACAGAACAUUAUCUUUU